ACUGUUAACCUCCUGUGGUAUCUUGAGAAUAACCGUUGAUUUAAGUUAAGUUUAAUCGGCUAUGUGUAGCCUGUGAGUAAAUAACGUAUCAUUUUAUGUUUUAACGGUUUAUUCUCACGGUAAAGUGCUGUUCAGACGGUGUGGGAUAAAAUAUACAGAAUUAGCAACGUAAAUGGGAAAACAUUUCAUCUUCUAGUAAUGUCUAAGAAUACUAUGUUUUGCUAAAACAUAUGUUGAAUGUAGCUAGCCUGCUAGCUUAGCUAAGUUUUGAGUAACUUUGUUUCAGGCUACUUUAAGGGACCAUCGUCAAAGUUGUGGGCGGUAGCAGAGGGAGUGUUGUUCACGGCCAUUCCCUUACUGCGCCACUUUAAGUGAAAGGGGAAGCCUUGAAACCUCCAUGUUUGUAUCUUGAAAUUGCGAGCGGAGUUGAGCACCAUAUUGAAUCAAAGUUGCCAACUCCUUGACAAAUGUUUUAUAACUUUCAGACUUCAAACUUCAGCGGGUAUUCGAGCGGAUAACAACACCCGGAGUGUAAUCGACGUGCUGUAGGGCGACUUGUUGCGAUGUUUCUCGGAGCGCUUCAGCUUUGUUUUCGUUCAUGUUAAGUUGGUUUAAUGCGGCACCGAGUCGGCGAACAAUCUCUAACUUUAAAGUGUGAGGUCAGCACUGUGGACCAGACCUGGAUGUGAUGGACAAUCCGUCCUCAGUAAUCACCCAAGUCAGCCGGGAUGAAGAGGGAAAUAAAGCCGCAGGAGAGAGGGGUUCUUCUCCCUCUCUGUCCUCUAAGAAGCCCAGGAGCGGAGGCCUCUUCUCCAGUCUUUUCUGCUGCCUGUGUCGGGACCAGCCUGAACCCCCACCAGUCAACAACAACGCCCCUCUGCUGGUCGAAGAGAACGGAACGGUCUCCAAGAUCCAGGUGAAGCCACUGCUGCCUCCAGUGAAGUCAAAAGACUCUGGAAAGAUCUGUGUGGUUAUAGAUCUGGAUGAGACGUUAGUUCACAGCUCUUUUAAGCCUGUGAACAAUGCAGAUUUCAUCAUUCCUGUGGAAAUAGAUGGAACAGUACACCAGGUGUAUGUCCUGAAGCGGCCCCACGUCGACGAGUUCCUGAAGAGGAUGGGAGAACUGUUUGAAUGUGUCCUGUUCACUGCCAGUUUAGCCAAGUAUGCAGACCCAGUCUCUGACCUCCUGGACAAGUGGGGCGCUUUCCGCUGUCGCCUCUUCCGGGAGUCCUGCGUCUUCCACCGAGGAAAUUAUGUCAAGGACCUGAGUCGCCUGGGUCGUGACCUAAACAAGGUCAUCAUCGUAGACAACUCCCCUGCCUCCUACAUCUUCCACCCCGAUAACGCAGUGCCUGUGGCCUCGUGGUUCGAUGACAUGUCCGACACGGAGCUGCUGGACCUCAUCCCGUUCUUCGAGAAGCUGAGCAAAGUGGACAGCGUCUACUCGGUCCUCAAGCACCAAGGGGCCACAAGCUAACAGUGUUCGACUCCUCAUCUCAGUUCUGAACAAAACGGCGUACAAAACGGAAAUAUACACACACCAGCGAGGCUCCAGCACCAGCUCCAGCUAUCAAUGCCCACCAGAACACAGACUGCUUCACAGCUGACAGAGCCUUCACCCUCCCAGUAUCAAACCAAGAUCACGUUUGGGAGUCUUUCAAUGACUCUGAUGGCGUCAUCACUGCCACCUUCUGGUCAAACAGAAAACUGCCUGAAAAUUACCUUUUAACCCCCCUCCCUCCAUCGUGAACCAGCUUAUGUGAGUGAAUGGACGAAAGGAUGAAUGAAUGUUUUAAGGACAUUUCUGCAGUGUCACUGAACUUGCAGUAGAAUUAACAAAGCAGAGGUCUGUAGCCAUGACUCCUAUGGACACAGACUGGGUACUGGACAUAGACUUCUCUCAUGGAUUCAGCAGUCUGGUCCUGCAAACCAAAGCAGGAUUUGGUAAGCAGGAAUCAAGUGGAAAGGAAUUUUUGGAAAGGUUUACGUACAAAUACACUUGGAUCAGUCGUGUCUUUGAAAGAGCAAAUAGUGUAUAUGUACUGUAGAUGUCUUUUUAAACAUUUUUAGAAUAGCAUUAUCUUUGUCGCGCACCCUAAUCUCAUCAGUUAUCACACUAUUUGUCUGCAGUCAAAAGCAUGUGAUCCUCGGGUGUAAUUUUAGAGGUUUUAGAGCAGUGUGAUCAGGUAUUUUUGAAUAAUCAUGACAGUGUUAUGGAUGAAUCUGAUAAAAAAAAAAGUUUGUUUGAUAAAUUCACCAAUUACAGAAAAGAUUGGACAGCACUUUACAAUUAUAGACUAUAUAGCCUUCCUUCUCACUGCAGUCUAGAAAUUGGUUUUAGCACAAACCCAGCUUAAAAAUGAAUAAUAAAUGGGGAUUAUAAUUAUUUUGGUAUUGAAAAAAUCAAAUCAAAUGUCCUUAUGCAGCAGGAAGCAAUACAAAUUUUUGAUGCAUAUGAACAGAAUGUACACCAUUUUUAACUUAAAGAUACAGCACUGAAACAGAUGAUGACUGUAGUAUUUUUUUUCUCCAAAAACCUGACACUAAUAUGAAUAUCAGACCAUCUGCACACGACAGUGAAAGAACAGCUGCUAAUGCUUAUUGGAUGUGGAUCUCCAAAGGCGGUUGUAAGAUUGAUGGACAGCCAAAAUGCAUUGAAUCUCCACCUGCGUUUCAAUAGAUGUCAUGACCAGUUGAUGCCAGAGACGAGAGGACCAGGAUCGGCUUCUUAAACCACCCGGAAAACGGUCAUUUUUUACACUGCGUCAAAACAGAGGCUCUAUUGGUAUAUGUUCGGUCUUGUUACUUGUUUUAAAGCCACACACAUAAAACUUGAAUUUCUCACAGCAUUUAUGUACAGACUGUCUUUGAAUGGGUAAAGAAAGCUGUAAAAAAGUUAGUUUGGCUUGUCGGUUUUGUUCUCAUAAGCUUCAAAGUACAUCUUUUUAAAGAUUUUUAUCAAGCGGUACACAUACGCUGGAAACAAUUUCAGGACUUUGUAAUAAAAUGUGUGUCGAUGGGUGGGGGGCUGCCAUGAGGACUCAAGGAUAUGUGAGGUGUUGUGCCUGGUGAGCAAGCACACCUCUGAAAACAAAAAGUGGUUUAAUUCAGUCCAGAUUUAAAGGAGAAAUCCACCCUGAAACACUUCAACACUGUUAAUAAACAGCUAUCGCAGAUUUCUCUUACACCUCUGAGGCCUCUGUUAUUUGGCUGGUGGUCAUAUUCUGUUGAACAGACAUAACGUAAUGUUGAGAUAAUUCUAGUGCAGCUACAACAGAUGUGAAACAUGAACAGUAAUUUUUCUGUGUAGUUGCCAUUUUACAUAGAAUUACAUAAAAUAUUCCUGAAAUGUAUUUUGGGAAAUCACUAAGAGCAGCAGUGUGAGAGAAUUUGAGGGUGGAAUUUUCCUUUAAAAUCUCAAUUAUAACAGAUGUGGAGUUAUACAUUGAGCCUGUGCUGCUUUUCUUUUCUUUUUUUAAGCUCUACAUGGUGAUGUUAGUUGGUCAGUUUCUUGAGCUGGUCAGUUUUAAGGAGCAGCCUGACCUCUAGCAGGCAUUUCAAACUCUUGUUAUGUUCUUCAUAUGCAUUGACAAUACCAUGUGUUGACACUGAUGAAUGAAAACGGUGGAUUUGACUGAGAGCCUCGAUAGCAGGCCUGACGCUCAAUGCGACUUUACCUAGAUGGAACAGGGAGGACAGUUAAGUCCACCAUAUUCAGAGCUAUUACGUUAUUUUUCUAUGUUUAACAAGUUGUCAAUCAAAUUAGCCUGUUUCUUUUCUAAGUAAUUACUGAUUUUAAUUCUUUUAUUUUUGCCAUGGAGUGGUCCUCUGAUACAAUAUUUACAGUCUGUUUUCCAAAGGGGAAACACUGAUGUUGCUGUUCAUGCAAGACCUGGUUGGUUACCUCAGAUAUAGUAGGUAAUACAUGGAUCAGAAACACCAGCAAUUGACUAAAAGAAUAGUAUCUUACUGUUGUAGGCACAUAACAGGGUAAUUUUGACAUGUGUUUCAUGUAAGCCAUCAUCACAUGCCUCAGUUAGAUUAAUGCUGAUAUGAUACUGUUGUUUUUUUUUGGAAUUCAUUGGCAAAGUGGAGUAUUUAUAGGAACAGUCAUCUGAUCACAUACAGAACAAGUGUUGUGUCACUAUGGGGCCCGUUCGCUGAUACUGUACUUCUUACACAUUCAGUAGAUAUGUAUAUUUUGUUUUGCACAGUAAUAAAGCAAACAAAUUUCAUUAAUAUAUGGAAUAUUCAUGUUACUGUACUCAUGAUUCAAUAGAUGUAACCUAAUUUUUGACCUUUGUUGUUUUAUCAUACCAAAUUAUAUAUGGACUGUAUGUAAUAAUACCAUUUUUUUCCAUAAAUGCUAAAUGGUCCAA
Messenger RNA from Lates calcarifer (barramundi perch), 4379 nucleotides. Its product is annotated as carboxy-terminal domain RNA polymerase II polypeptide A small phosphatase 1. The transcript has 7 exons. Bases 689 to 1477 code for a protein of 262 amino acids. The record is from RefSeq and is a predicted model, not a curated record. Gene Ontology annotation, molecular function: RNA polymerase II CTD heptapeptide repeat phosphatase activity. NCBI's taxonomy places the organism in Eukaryota, Metazoa, Chordata, Actinopteri, Centropomidae.